UCUUGUUCCAGCCACCACUUUUUCAAAUGCGAGUCCUGAGUCGGUUGCCAUGGCGAUGAGUCACAAGGCGGACGGCGAGCAGGCAGUUGUGGAAGCCGAUCCACCUGCGCCGGCGGAAGGCACCUUAGCGCACCAGAUCCUGUACGGCAGCUUUGGGGAUGUCAAGCUGCGAGCCCAGGAGUGGGCGCAGCUGUGCUCGAGGGACCUGGGCCAGGCCUUGCUGGUGCUGCUGGACCUGGUGCUCGCGCUCAGCGGUUUGCCAGGGGCGGUGGCGCCUGAGGACCUGGAGGCUGAGCCGGCUUUGCUUGUGAUCCGGCUGCCGGACUGGGUGCGGGCCCAGAACCUGGACCCCACGAUCUAUCCGCUGCUGCCCUCCAUCCGCCAAGCCCGGCGCUCCGUGGCGAACCUGGAGAAGUUCCUGAGCACCGGCAUCGGGGAGCAGAACGGCCCUGCCCUCUUGGAUAGUCAGCUCGUGGCCUCCCUCAGCCGCUGGCUGCUGGUGUUGCCCAACGCGGCGGUCCGCUCCGUGCGGCACGUGUCCACCAUUGCCGCGCUGGCGGUGGCGGAGGCGUUGGGGCACCACUUCCAGGCGCUGAGCCGUUCCCACGAGACCUUGGCACGGCAGCUGCAGGCGGCCAGCGGCACGGUGACGGCGCGCCAGGAGGCGCAACUCAAGCGCGACGUCGCGGCUUCUUCCAGCCACGCCAAAGAGAUGAACCGCUCUCGGAACCAGUUGUUGGAGACCAUCGUGCCUUUGCGUAGCCGCGACAUCAGCGAGGUGAUACGCGUCUACACCCUGAGCUUUGUGGACAAGCUCAUGAAGACAGACCCGGAGAUGUACCUGCAAAACAAGUGGACUGCCAGGGUCUUCCUCAUGGUGCAUGACCCUGCUGUUGACGUGCGGCUGAAGGCCCUCAGCGUCAUCACACAGUGGUACUCUCCAGACAAGAAGAGGUCUGCGCCGGUGAAGGAGCACCUGGGCCAAUUCGCGAAGAGCUGGCUGCCGCACCUGGUGGAGCGUGUGGCGGACGUGGACCCGCGGGUGGCCGCGGCGGCGCUGCGCUGCCUACGGCAGCGGGAGCUCGCGGAGAAGCUCCAGGAAGACGAGUUCGAUACCAUUGUGAAUCUGGUCAUCGGCAGCCGGGACGUGCCUGUCAGAGAAGAAGCAGCCCUCUUCAUCAACCAGCAUGUCUUCCAAGAUCCAGGCAUUUGUAUCAAAGACAAGGCCAAAAAGCGCGGGGACAGCAACAAGGAAUACGGCACCCCUGCGGCAGAGAACGUGGAGGAUGGGCGUGACGGAGGGGGCGAUGCGUUGCAGGAGCUCUACAACUCCGAGGUGGCCAUCUCCAUGCUCAUCGAGUACCUGGGUAACUACAUGGGUGACAAGCUGCGCAUCACUGAGCGAGUUGUCGGAGCGUUCUGGCCCCGUGCGCCCUCGCUGAAGCACUGGAGCACUAUGCUCAACCUCUGCCUAGUGGGAGAGGGCGCCCAGCGUGUAGGCACGGAACCCAUCAGUUCCAAGCAGCGCCUUGCACUGCUCUACAUCAUCGAGGCUGCAGUAAGGCGAGCGGAUGAUGAGGUCCGCACGGCGCGGCCCAGCGAGAAGGAGGAAGCGGCGCUGCGAAUGAACGAGGCCUGCGCCCACAUCAUCCCGGAGCUGCCAAGGCUCAUGGACUUGUGCCGUCCGGAGGAGCAGCAGUUCCUUCUCCUGUCGCACAUCUGCAAGAUGUUGGUAGAGUAUGCGGUGUACAGCGCUCAACAGCAGGUGCUGGUGAAUGAGAAGGCCUUGUGCCAAGCGCUGAGGAAGGCCAUUGAGGACGUCUCGCCCAUGGACACCAUGAAGAACUGCGCCGACAGCCUUCUGGCCUUGGCAAGAUGCUUUGAAGGGGCGAAGACCGCAUUCCUUGACAUCUCUCGGGAGGUGCACCGCUCCUGCGCCAGCAUCCUGGAAGACAAGCAGGUCAGGGAGCGCCUGGAGGAGCUGCGGCCGGUGACCAGCCGCUUUCUGGUCCUGUCGAAUCGGGGCAUCGACGCGUCCUUCGGGUCCGUGGGCAUGUUGCGGCGGAUGCUGGCCCUGCUGCACGAGCGCUCGGCGUGGAUGAAGGAGAGGAGGAAGCAGCUCGCAGAGGCGAGGGACGUCAAGGAAGAGCCCAUGUCGCCUGCGCCGCCCACGAGGGGCCGAGAUGAAGCUGGUGGCCAACGAAAGAGGCGGCGAACACAGGCGCGUCCAGAAGCGGUAGCAGACGUGCGGCUCGCCUUGCAGCUCCUGGAGGCGGCGGCGCUGUCGCUGAUGUGGCACGUUCGGACCACCUACUGGGUGCAAUCGCAAGGCAGCUCCGAGGAGGCCCGCAAAGCUGCCGAGAACCAGGUUUCUGAGAUGCUGCAGGGCUUCAGCGAGCUGCCCUCGCUGCAUGCGGAGCUCCCACGAAUCAUGGCGGAGGUGCGGGGCGCGUGCAUGGAGUUGAUUGAGACUGACCUGAGCCCCUAUGUCCAGUACCAUGCCUUCUCCGCAUACAUGACGCUUUUGCAGCUCAGCGUGGGUGUGAGCGAGACCUUGAGCUUGGAGUUGGUGGACGGCCGACCGGCGCCACCCACUGGCUGGGGCGCUACCUUCGAGGUGAAGGUUCCCAAGGGCCAUAUGGAGGUCUUGUACAAAUAUCUCAACAAGCUCUACGUCAAGGUCACCGAUUCCGAGGUGGAAGGCGUUACCUUCAACGGCGAGGGCCACCGCGUGCAACCCUCCAGCAUCUUCCCCGCGCCGUCGCAGAACACCAUGACCUCGGUGCGGCACCUCGCCCUCCGCACCAUGGAGGCGCCUGGCAACGACCCGGAGGUCUCCAACCUGAUUCAGCCACUGGAGCCGGCGGACGAGCUGCUGCUUGCAGUAUUGGCAUCCAGGUCCAUCUUGGAGAGCGAGCUCCAGGAUAUCUACACGGGUCCCUUGGGGUUGCUGCUGCUCACACAGUGCGAGAAGGCCAGACCCAAGGCCCUAAAGGAGGUGGCGCAGAACUUGUUGCGGCGGCUUCGGGAGCAGUCUAAGUCGGCGGAGGAGUUUGGCGAGCACUUUUACGCCAUGCAGCAGGAAGCCAUCGAGGGCCUUUUCAGGUGUGCUGGGGCAGAGGCGGCCCUGUCCUUGUCCCUGGCUUUUGUGAAGCUUUGGGGGAUCAAGCCUUCUCCAUUGCUGGAGCGGCCUUUGUACGUGGUCCUGCGCGAGGCCAUCCUGAGCUGCGUGACGCCGGACCGGUCCCGGCUGCCGCUGCUGGAGGCGUAUGUGCCAUGGAUCAAGAGCGACUUCGUGAGGGAGAAUCGCUGUCACGAGAUCGCGGAAGAGCUCCGGCGCCAGAUCGCCAGCAUCGGCGGGGAUGAGAACAUGCCUCACCUCGAAAGGAUGUUUCGCCGGCUGCAGCACACUCAGCCAUGAGAUUUCCUCGCCCGCGAGCACAAGCAUGGGAAUUCAACUGGGCAGCUGAGCGGGUCAGGCGCAAACAAAGCAGCGGCGUGUAGCUUAGGGGGCCAUUGCCAGGCAAUGUCCGUGAGCUCAGGCAGGUUUUUUGCACAGACCCGGAGAUUUGCAGGUCUCAAUGUGUCAAUGAGUGAUGGGCUUUGCGUCAGGCGGUAGCCUUUGCAAACACAUCGGGUUUCGUUUUCCGAAAAACAUCCGAGCUCAAGUUUCACU
Effrenium voratum is the source of this 3676-nucleotide messenger RNA. Lineage: Eukaryota; Dinophyceae; Suessiales; Symbiodiniaceae. The record is from the annotation of a GenBank genome assembly.